CUAUGUGUAGGAGUAAGAGGCUGUUGAUACCUAGAAAGUUCAAAAUGGUGUGGUAAUUAAUGUAAUUUUUUAAAAUGUUUUUGAAAAUUAAAGAAAAUGUUACACUGAAUGUCGUGUAAACUAAUAAAUAACUGAAUUCGUAACCAAGUUCAGAAUCUGAGUAAGCAACAAGGAGAAAGUAAACAACUUGAGCUUCAACUUAAUCUUUGAGCAGACAAGGAUUUCUUCAACAUUGCAGAAUGACAAAAAGACCCAAGUAUCAUCACAUCAUAAGUUCUGUGCAGAAGAUUGCUUUGUAUGAAACAAAAGCUAGAUAUUUCUUGGUUGGUUCUAACAACACUCAGACAAAGUUUCGUGUUUUGAAGAUAAAUCGUAUGGAGCCUAUGGAGUUAAACGUGACUGAUGAUAAGAUAGAGUAUGGACUGAAAGAAAUAAGAGAUCUACUAAAAAUGCUAAAUCUCGGAAACAGACAAAGACAGGGGCAAAAGACUAACCCAGGGUUUAAUCGCACUGUUUCAGCAUUCGGAAUUGUUGGUUUUGUAAAGUUUCUUGAAGGCUACUAUAUUAUACUGAUCACCAAAAGGCGUCGUGUAGCAGAAAUUGGUCACCACACUAUUUAUAAAAUUGAAGACACUCGUAUGGUAUACAUACCUAAUGAAGGUGAUCGAAACACAAAUCCAGAUGAAACCAGGUAUCUGAAGAUGUUUCAAAACAUAGACCUUUCUAGUAAUUUUUAUUUUAGCUACAGCUAUGACUUGAGUCACACGCUUCAGUACAACUUAGCACCUUUAAACACAUCAUCCCAUGCUGAUUCCUGCGACACACUAGACCAAACUGAAACAGCUCUGACAUGGAAUCUGCAAAUGAAGACCACCCAGAGUGCAACAGUAGAGGUUGCUGAAAAUUUCCUAGCAAGUUUGCAGUCUUCAGGCAAUAAACAUCAUCAGAGAAUCCGGCAGAGUAAAUCCAGUGGUCCAGAAGACUCUUACAGUUCUACUGGUAGUGAAAGUGAAGUCUGGUCAGAACUUCGACAGACAGAUGAACAUCAAGACUCUUCAACUAAAGAUUCAGAAGAAGGGCAUCACUAUGGAGUCCGAUGUAAACCUCAUUGGAAAUUUGUAUGGAACACAGAACUAUUAGAGCCUGUUGACAUACAUUCAGACUGGAAAUUAUAUAUCACUCAUGGCUUUAUUGGACAGUCAAAUAUUAGUGUUUAUGGGAAACCACUAUAUCUGACUUUGAUAGCCAGAAGAUCUCAGAAAUUUGCUGGUACUAGAUUUUUGAAACGAGGGUCCAACUGUGAAGGUCAUGUUGCCAAUGAAGUGGAAACUGAACAGAUUAUCCAUGAUUCUUCAGUCUCGUCAUUUACUUUAGGACAUUUCACUGCUUUUGUCCAAAUGAGAGGGUCUGUCCCUUCUCAUUGGUCCCAGGAUAUUUCUAAGAUGGUGCCCAAGCCUCCAAUUUCAUUGGACAUGUGUGAUCCCUUCUCAUAUACUGCUGGACAACAUUUUAACCAACUGUUGCAUCGCUAUGGAGCUCCUAUUAUCUGUCUAAAUUUGGUGAAGAAACGAGAAACCAAGAGACAUGAGAGUAUUCUAGGAGAUGAAUUUACUUUUGCAAUAGACUAUCUCAACCAAUUUUUACCCCCUCAACAUCACAUAAAACACAUCUGGUUGGAUAUGGCUCGUGUUAACAAACUUAAAGAAGUCAAUGUGAUGGAUAGGCUAUCUAAAAUUUCCUAUGGAGUUCUGCGUAAGACAGGAGUCUUUCAAAGUUGGCCACGAUAUUAUUGGCAAGAUUUACCUUAUAGUAAGCAGCAUCGACUAACUGGAGGAUUUAUAACUGAGAGUGGAUCUAUUCUACAGACUGGAGUGGUUAGAGUUAACUGUGUUGAUUGUCUGGACAGAACAAAUACAGCUCAGUUUGCUCUUGGAAAAUGUGCUAUGGCAUUCCAGCUUUAUGCUUUAGGAGUUUUAGAGAGCCCAAAGUUGGAGUUUGAUACAGACAGUGUCAGGUGGCUGCUGGUUGAACCUUUUAUAGAUGCAGACAAACAAAAUGCUAUCAACCUUUUUUUGCAAGUUUACCAACCAAAUAAUCACCAUACUCCAUUGUGGGACCUACCAACAGAUUAUUAUCUACAUAAUCCUACUGCAGCUGGAAAAAUUGUAUGUCACAGAAAUCUUUACACAAGAUGGUGGGAUGAAGAUGUAGCUGGUUGUUUACCAUUAGCAUUUGAUGAAGUGAUCAAAGGACACAAAAACACAAUAGUUGAAGUCUAUCAAGCUUUGUUUCCUGAUGAGAGGAUUGAUGGGUUCUUUGAACAUUAUAGGCCAUAUGAGAUGUCAGUUUUAAAUGAAAUAUAUUCCUUUAUCAUGGCUCAUUCAAUAAG
Molecule: messenger RNA, 2389 nt
Organism: Limulus polyphemus (Atlantic horseshoe crab)
Lineage: Eukaryota; Metazoa; Arthropoda; Merostomata; Xiphosura; Limulidae
Product: polyphosphoinositide phosphatase-like
Exons: 17
Biological process (GO): phosphatidylinositol dephosphorylation
Cellular component (GO): intracellular membrane-bounded organelle
Molecular function (GO): phosphatidylinositol-3,5-bisphosphate 5-phosphatase activity
Source: RefSeq, a predicted model, not a curated record